Messenger RNA from Caenorhabditis angaria, 10612 nucleotides. The record is from the annotation of a GenBank genome assembly. NCBI's taxonomy places the organism in Eukaryota, Metazoa, Nematoda, Chromadorea, Rhabditida, Rhabditidae.
AUGGAUGUGUCAGGAAAUAAAAAGAAAAAAGCGAAAAAGGAGAAGCCGUACGUAUCGAUUGAAUUCGACAUUCUAAAACCGGGCGGCAAUAAAUAUAGCGAAAUUGAUUAUCAAGAAUUGAAAAGACGCGAAAAUGUAUCGGAAAUUGGAGAGGAAAGUAGUUUAGAUGGAGAUUUGCAUAAUAUUGGAGCUGUUGAUUUUAUCCGAAGAUUGGAGGCGAAAUACAGCAAAAAAGGCAAAAAAUAUCGAUUUGAGGAGGAUGACGUGGCAAAUAAGAAGUAUGAUGGAUAUGAGGAUGAGGAUGGAUUUAUUGAUGAUAGUGAGGCAUUCGAAGAGCAACUUCCAUCGACAAUGGAAACUAUUAAGGGAGGAUUUUAUGUGAAUCGAGGAAGUUUGGAGCUGAAAGGUUUGGUUUAUCAUGAAGAUUGGGGAUUUCUGGUCAUUUUGACACCAAAUACAUAUAUUUUCGGGUGAAAAUGGUGUUUGAUGUCAAAAAUUCCACGUCAUAAUGAUUUUUAAAUGUUUUCCAGAACUCAACGAAUCGCAAUUCGUUGUUGACGAAGAUGAUGAUGAAGAAAGUGUGAUGGAAGAAUCGACUUCAACAAGUGCAGAGAAAAAGAAGCUCUCCUCAGCUGCAGCACCAACUUCCAGCCAAAUUUCAGCCGCAGAACCGGCGAGAAUGGUGGGACUUCCGCCAAGUGGAAGUAGUCGAAUGGUCGGCGGACCACCCACGAUGAAAAGGGCUUUUGGUAGUAGUGAAGCAGAUCGAGCAGCACAGGAAGCGAAGAGAAAGAAAAUGUUGGCGCAGGCGAUAGUGGCGACACCAGCUGCUCCAGCUCCAGCUAAAAAAGUUCCGGAAGUUGUGAAGGAGAAAACAACUGAUAGUGUUAUUGUUUUGGAUGAUGAUAUUGUGGAGAAGGUACGGGGUGAAAAUAUUGCAGACCAUAUGGUCUGCUGGUAAAUGAAGAAUGCAACGAAAAUACUAGCAGACCAAAUGGUCUGCUCGUUUAUUUCUCUGCGCUCUCAAAGCAGCAGACCAAAUGGUCUGCUCGUUUAUUUCUCUGCGCUCUCUAAUCAGCAGACCAAAUGGUCUGCUCGUUUAUUUCUCUGCGCUCUCAAAGCAGCAGACCAAAUGGUCUGCUCGUUUAUUUCUCUGCGCUCUCUAAUCAGCAGACCAAAUGGUCUGCUCGUUUAUUUCUCUGCGCUCUCUAAUCAGCAGACCAAAUGGUCUGCUCGUUUAUUUCUCUGCGCUCUCAAAGCAGCAGACCAAAUGGUCUGCUCGUUUAUUUCUCUGCGCUCUCUAAUCAGCAGACCAAAUGGUCUGCUCGUUUAUUUCUCUGCGCUCUCUAAUCAGCAGACCAAAUGGUCUGCUCGUUUAUUUCUCUGCGCUCUCAAAGCAACAGACCAAAUGGUCUGCUCGUUUAUUUCUCUGCGCUCUCUAAUCAGCAGACCAAAUGGUCUGCUCGUUUAUUUCUCUGCGCUCUCAAAGCAACAGACCAAAUGGUCUGCUCGUUUAUUUCUCUGCGCUCUCUAAUCAGCAGACCAAAUGGUCUGCUCGUUUAUUUCUCUGCGCUCUCAAAGCAGCAGACCAAAUGGUCUGCUCGUUUAUUUCUCUGCGCUCUCUAAUCAGCAGACCAAAUGGUCUGCUCGUUUAUUUCUCUGCGCUCUCAAAGCAGCAGACCAAAUGGUCUGCUCGUUUAUUUCUCUGCGCUCUCUAAUCAGCAGACCAAAUGGUCUGCUCGUUUAUUUCUCUGCGCUCUCUAAUCAGCAGACCAAAUGGUCUGCUCGUUUAUUUCUCUGCAGUUGCAAAUCAGCAGACCAUAUGGUCUGCUAGAUAAUGUUGAGCAAAGAAUUUUGAGGCCAAAUUAAUCAAGUUUGGGCUCAGAAUGCUCCGCUUUUGCUGCUGGAAGUGUAGAAUUUCAAACAAAGAUACAAUUUUUUGCAGACCUCCUCCGAUCCACCCGCCACAAAACCAUCAACACCACUGAAACCUUCCACAUCAACCGCCACCUCAAACACACCGAUUUCCACACCAAAACCCGUCGAAAAAACGCCUGAAAAACUUGUAUCUCUAUCACCAGCUUCUUUGGCACUCGUGAAUCCACAAAAAUUAACGGCGUUGAUGGCUGUUGUGCCGAAAUUACCGAUGACGCCAGCGCCCAGAAAAGCAGUGAUUGACAAGCUUCUUACUGAAUUUAUCACGAGUUCUAUCGAAUAUUUUGCAAGUGGAAAGAAAAGAUUGACUGAUGGAUUGGUUAAUUUGAUUCUUAAGUGAGUUUUUGGCUAAAAAAAAAUUCAGCUAAGUAACUUUUAAAAAUUCCCUUCAGAAUCGAGGAAUUCUACAAAAAAGAGCACAUUCCGAAAAUUCAACGUGGAAAAAUACAAGAGCAAAUCGCCUCCUAUUUAUCGAUACACCGUGCAACUGUCACGUCAAGAAUGCAGCAAAGAAUUACGGAAAUUGAGAAUGCGGCGAAAAAAGUGGAAAAGGAUGAUGAUAUUCAAGUGGUAGGUGGAUUUUGGGAGGAAAUUGGGGAUUUUUCGGUGAAAAAUGGCCAAAUUAUCGAUUUUUGCAGAUUCCAACACCAAAAGCCGCCUCAAAUCCUCCAGAGAAGAAAAAAUUGGUUGUGAAAAUGGGAGAUGUGAAAGAUUGGUCUGCAUCUGAAGUUUCGGUGAGAUUUUUUUGAUUUUUCACAAAAGCAAAUGCGCUCCAAUAACUAGCAGACCAAAUGGUCUGCUGCUUUGAGAAGGCAGAGAAAUAAACGAGCAGACCAUUUGGUCUGCUGUUUAGCGAGCGAGAGGAAAAACAACCAGCAGACCAUUUGGUCUGCUGAUUGGAGAGCGAAGAGAAAUAAACGGGCAGACCAUUUGGUCUGCUGUUUAGAGAGCGCAGAGAAAAAAAACGAGCAGACCAUAUGGUCUGCUAGUUAUUUUUAUGCUCAAAAAUCCACUAAAAUUAAAUUUUCAGAAAAUAAACGAGGCUCUCGAUACUGUGUUGCAAACCGUGACAAUUCCGGAAAAUGUCUUCAAGUAUGUGCUUCAUGAGGCGAAUAAAAAUGGCUGGAACAUUGGUCAUGCUAGCCAAAAAAUGCUAUUUUAUCGUGAUAAAGAUAUUCCUCAAAUUCCCGCUGCCCCUCAAAAUUCAACAGAAAAUCAAUCAAAACCCAUGCGAAAAUCGCGAGUUUAUUUGAAUGUUUGGGUCAAAGAAUCGACGGAAUUUUUCGAUGUUCAGAUGCGAAAAAAGCAGCCUGAAAUGAAUAUGGCUAGAAUAACGGAGAAUCGAGAACAAGUUGUGAAGACAUUGAAUAUUCAGAAGGAGAAAUCGAAAGAGUUUUAUAGGAAAUCAGUGGUGGAGUGAGUGAUUUUUGGGUGAAAAAUGGAAUUUUUCGAGUUUUUUCCAGCGCUAAACGAAAUAGUACAGCCGUGCCCAACUAUGCCUUUCAAUUUUCCGAUCUUUUGAUGUAAGUUGUGUUUUUCCCGCCAAAAAUUCAAAUUCAAAUUUUGCUUUCAGCGCUCAUCUUCAUCAAUUCUUGGAGGACAUUUAUUCGUUGGCAGUUUUCCAGAAAAAUAAAAGUCUUGUGGUUACGACGAUUACUAGUUUGUACGAACCUGUAAAGGAGGAUAUUACGCAAUCGUGAGUGUUUUGCAAUGAAAUAAAGCGGCAGACCAUUUGGUCUGCUGAUUAGAGAGAGCGCAGAGAAAUAAACGAGCAGACCAUUUGGUCUGCUGAUUGGAGAGCGCAGAGAAAUAGACGAGCAGACCAUUUGGUCUGCUGAUUAGAGAGCGCAGAGAAAUAAACGAGCAGACCAUUUGGUCUGCUGAUUGGAUAGCGCAGAGAAAUAAACGAGCAGACCAUUUGGUCUGCUGAUUAGAGAGCGCAGAGAAAUAAACGAGCAGACCAUUUGGUCUGCUGAUUAGAGAGCGCAGAGAAAUAAACGAGCAGACCAUAUGGUCUGCUCUAGAAACGUGGAAACGUUUUCAGACUCAAAUCAAAUGAUAUUUUUGGCUGAAAUAAAUUGAUAUGAAACUUGAAUUUUUUAAAUGUGGCGCGAAAAUCUAAAAUUCAAAAUUUCAGCCUAUUUAUCGUCGAAAUCUGUCGUCGCCUACCAAAAAUCUCAUUCAUCCUCGAAACUCCAGAAUGCAAGAAAAUUAUGAGUGAAUCGAAGCUAUUUGUCGACAAAUUUCAAGUUGUCCAAAAUUCGAGAUAUUCUCUGAAAUGGCCUGAAGGAACUGGGCCAAGUAGUGAAAAAGGUGAGCAUUUUUGGAGGUGAAAUUUUAGAUUUUUGGGGGAAAAUGAGCUUGUGGCCUAGAAAUCCAAAUUUUUUCUCUCUUCCAGACUCGUCCCCCAUCAAAAUUGCAUCAAAAAUGCAAAUUCCAUCAACAUCGACCUCGAAUUCAGCUUCAGCACUUCCGAAACCUCCAGCUUCAACUAUUCAACCUUCAACCUCUUCAGCUUCUUCUUCCGCGCAGGUAAAAACUCCGACCACAUCUUCAAAUUUUCAACAAUUUUUUGGCGAAAGAACGCCGUUGAGAGAGAAUUGCGGUGAGAUUCGCCGAAUGACUGGCAAACCACCGAGAAAAUAAAGAGAGAGAGAGAGAUUUGAGAGAGUGCAGAGAAAAAACAUUGCUCAGGUUAGGGAAAAAUUCUGAAAAUCUAGAUUUCUAGCUCUAAAAAUCCCCUAAACCCCCUGAAAUCCUGCAUGAUUUUCCCCCACAUUUUUUUUCUCUGCUCUCUCUCUCAUUUUUGCAUGCUCUCUCUCUCUCCCUGGUUUCUCUAAUUCUCUCAAUUUUCCACACUAUUUUUCUAAUGUCCACUUCUCACAUAUUUUUCCCUCAUUUUUCUUGUAAAAUAUCAUUUUUUUUGGUGUUGUGUGGUGAAUAAAAAAUCCUGAGUUUUAUCAUUUUUGGUGUAAUUUGUGCUGAAAUUUUGUGCUGAAAAUCGAGCAUUUUUGGAAUUUUUCAGCCGUCUUCCGCUUCUGCCACAACAAUAUCUGCAUCGAGCCUGAAUGGGCUGGGAUUGAUAAAAGGUCGGCGGCUCUGAAAAUGAUGAAAAAUUGUGGAUUUUUACAGGAAUGGCUGAUCAAUUUGUGGAGAUGUUCAAGAAGAAUCCAACGCAGGCUUCGGUUUUGUUCAAUGUAGGCUUUUACGGGCUGAAACGGGCUAUUUUUUGACACCAAAUAAGCCUGGGCCCCUAGAAAAACAGCAGACCAUAUGGUCUGCUGAUUAUUUUUCGCCCCUCAAACAGCAGACCAAAUGGUCUGCUCGUUUAUUUCUCUGCGCUCUCUAAUCAGCAGACCAAAUGGUCUGCUCGUUUAUUUCUCUGCGCUCUCUAAUCAGCAGACCAAAUGGUCUGCUCGUUUAUUUCUCUGCGCUCUCUAAUCAGCAGACCAAAUGGUCUGCUCGUUUAUUUCUCUGCGCUCUCUAAUCAGCAGACCAAAUGGUCUGCUCGUUUAUUUCUCUGCGCUCUCUAAUCAGCAGACCAAAUGGUCUGCUCGUUUAUUUCUCUGCGCUCUCUAAUCAGCAGACCAUAUGGUCUGCUCGUUUAUUUCUCUGCGCUCUCUAAUCAGCAGACCAUAUGGUCUGCUAAUUAUUUUUCGCCCGUCAAACAGCAGACCAUAUGGUCUGCUAAUUAUUUUUCGCCCGUCAAACAGCAGACCAUAUGGUCUGCUGUUUUUGAUGAGCCAUGUUCCUUUAAAAAUACAGUAAUCCAGUGAUUUUUCCAGAAUUUUGGCUUGCAAUACGGCGAAGAAGCGGGAAAAAUAUUGCAUGAGAAAAUACUUGAAAGUGCAAAAAAAAUGGACGACGAAAAGAAGAAGGAAGAAGCUGAAAAACAGCGAAAAGUCAGAGAGGAAUUAGAGAAAAAAAGGAAAAUCGAGGAGGAAUUAGAGAAACGAAGACGAAUGGAAGAGAUUGCAGAGAAGCAGAGAAAAAUGGCGGAAGAGAAAAGAAUGGAGAAAAUGAGGAGGGAAAAAGAAGCGAGAGAGAAGAAGGAGAGAGAGAUUAGAGAAGCGAGAGAGAAGAAGGAGAGAGAGGCGAGAGAAGCGAGAGAACGGAAAGAACGAGAGGAAAGAGAGAGGCAGGAGGCUAUUGAGAUAUUGAGAAGGCAAGAGGAGGAGAGAAAGAGGAAACAGGUAAGGGAAUUUGGCACGAAAUUUGAAAAUAGCGCGAAAUUUGGAGCAUUUUGACACCAAAAACACCAUAAUUCGCUAAUUUUUUUGAAGCCGGACGAGAAAAUGCGCUCCAAUGAGAAUAUAUCGAAAAAUCCACGUUUUUUGACCCAAAAACAUGCUUUUUUAAGCGAAAUUUGAUGAAAAAUGGUGGUUUUUGACCUAAAAAUCAAGAAAAAUCAAUAUUUCCUCAUUGGAGCGCAUUUUCUUGUCCGAAUUUGAAAAUUUAAUCGAAAUUUUGGUUCUGCCGGCAAAAAUUAUCGCAGAAAAUUUGAAUUUUUCGAUUUUCGCGCAAGCAAACGCGCUCCACCGCAAAAAUAUCGAAAUUCCACGUUUUUCUCAUUGGAGCGCAUUUGCUUGUCCGAAUUCAAAAAAAAAUUGCAAAAUUUUUUGCAGGAAGCUGAAGAAAUGGCAAAACUUGAAGAAGAACGAAGAAUUCGGUUGGAAAAAGUGAGAAUUUUUGAAAAUUUUUGAAAAAUUCCCGAAUUUUGAUGUAGUUUUUUGUGAAAAAUUGAAAUUUUUGACCAAAAAUUCAAAAAAAAAACUGAAAAAAAUGAUGAAAAUUAGGAAGCGGCUGAAGUUUUGGAAAAUUUGGAGCAAGAUAAUAUGGCUGACGAAAUCGAGAAGAGCAAAAAUGAGGAAUUGAGAUUGGAGCAGGUUUGCUCACAUAUGAGAAUGGUGGCGGGAAAUUUUGAAAAUUCAAAAAAAUGUCGCUUAAAAUUCCUUUGUUUUUCUCUGCAUGUCUCUCUAAGUUUAGCUCUAACCUCUCUGGGAAAUUUCGCCCGCCAAAAAAAAAUUUGAAUUUUUUUUUGCAGGAAAAAUUGGAGAAUGAAAAGAUUGCCGAGAGAGCACGCGAAUUGGAGAGACUUAGACAUAAUUCGAGAGAGGAAUUGGAGCGAAAACCGAUUGUUGUGAAGCAAAGUGGUAAGGGAAUUUGGUUUUGACUGAAAAUUUGGCUGAAAAUGAUGAAUUUUAAGCUAAAAUUCAUGAAAAUUUAUGAAUUUUAAGCUUAGAAUCGAAUUUUCAAGCAAAAUUCUAUGAAAAUUCAAUUUUGAAGGCUAAAAUUCAUGGAAUAUUUGAUUUUUGGCUGAAAAUAAGGAAUUUCAAGCCUAAAAUUGACUUUUUUAGCUAAAAUUUGUGAAAAUUCGGGAAUUUUGACCUAAAAUACAUGAAAUUCUCAAAUUUUUGUGCAAUUUUUUGCCACGUGGCUUAUUUCAAGUUGAAAUUUGUGAAAAAUGAUGCAUUUUCAGCCUAGAAUCAAAUUUUUGAAAUUCAUGGAAAAUUCAAUUUGAAGGCUGAAAUUCAUGGAAUAUCUGAUUUUUGGCUGAAAAUCUCAGGCAAAUCGUCCCACCGGUGUAACACCAAUUCUCCACUCACUCAACACCUUCUCUUCAUUAAUCCCACCGGUGGGCCCACCGGUGGGAAACCGGUGGUCACAAAUUUGAUAAUAGCACCGGUGUACCACCACCUUAACACUCGCUUAACACCGUUUGAACACCGUCUGAACACCAAAAAGAGGUGUUCCACCGGUGUUUUUGUUUAUUUUUCCCACCGGUUUCCCACCGGUGGGAAAAAUAAACAAAAACACCGGUGGACUUUUUUUUUAAACACCGGUGGACGAUUUGGAAAAAUAAACAAAAACACCGGUGGACGAUUUGCCUGAGAUAAGGAAUUUCAAGCCAAAAAUUGAUUUUUUGAGCUGAAAUUCAUGAAAAUUGAUGAAUUUUGACCUGAAAUACUUGAAAUUUUCAAAUUUUGUUGAAAUUUUUUGCCACGUGGCUCAUUUCAAGCUAAACUUUGUGAAAAACGAUGAUUUUUCAGCCUAUAAUCAAAUUUCUAAGUGAAAUUUCAUGAAAAUUCAAUUUGAAGGUUAAAAUUCAUUUGAUUUUUUGCUGAAAAUGAUGAAUUUUGAGCUGAAAAUGUCUGAAAAUUAAAAAAAAAAUGAUGAAAUUCGACCUAAAUUCAUUACAAAUUCAACUUUUUAAGCUGAAAAUCAUGAAAACUUCAAUUUUUUAGCCUAAAAUUGAUUUUUUAAGCUGAAAUAUGUGAAAACUUCAAUUUUUUAGCCUAAAAUCCAUCAAAAAUCCCCUAUUUUUCACCCAAAUUCAAAUUUUUUGCAGUUUCCGCCCAUCAAUACACCAAUCCACCUCCGCCACCAAAACCACUCAUCAAAAUCAAACAAGAAAUCAGCAGCGAAGCCGCUGGAUUCACACAAACAUCACAAAACCCGAAUUUAGGCCCAGGUUCGGGCCUUAAUUUGGGCCUAAAUCAAAAUUUGAGCCAAAAUCAGCAAUUUAAUUAUGGAGCGGCUCAAAAUACACAAAAUUAUGGAAUUGGUCAACAAAUGUUUGCCAAUGGCAAUCAGGUGGGGAAAAUAUGGGAUUUUUUGAGCAAAAAUGAGCCCCGGAGCAUGUUUUUAUGCUUCAAAAUUGAAUUCAGACGAGCAAAUGCGCUCCAAUGCAAAAUUUGUCGAUUUUCAUGCAUUUUGAGCCAAAUUUUCGCAUUUUUUGCUCCAAAAAUUCAAAUUCGCAGCUUCAAAUGCGCUCCAAUGCAAAAUAUACAAUUUUCAGCUGGAAAUGCGAGUUCUUUCACUAAAAACUAUGAAUUUUGAGCCAUUUUUGUCCCGAAAUCGAAAAUUUCCCAGAAAAUUCAAAUUCGGAGAGGCAAAUGCGCUCCAAUGAGAAAAAUGUGAUUUUUAGCUCGAAAUACACCAAAAACCUGCAUUUUUGAAUGAAAAUUUGAAUUCAGACGAGCAAAUGCGCUCCAAUGCAAAAUUUUACAAUUUUCAUGCAUUUCGAGCCAAAUUUUCGCAUUUUUUGCUCCAAAAUUUCAAAUUCGGUGCUUCAAAUGCGCUCCAAUGCAAAAUUUCCAAUUUUACCCUGAAAUCAUGCAUUUUGAGCCAAUUUUUCGCAUUUUUUGCUCCAAAAAUUCAAAUUCGGAGAGGCAAAUGCGCUCCAAUGAGAAAUAUUCGAUUUUUAGCUGAAAAUCCGUGUUCUUUCACUAAAAACUAUGAAUUUUGAGCCAUUUUUGUCCCGAAAUCGAAAAUUUCCCAGAAAAUUCAAAUUCGGAGAGGCAAAUGCGCUCCAAUGAGAAAAAUGUGAUUUUUAGCUCGAAAUACACCAAAAACACUGCAUUUUUGAAUGAAAAUUUGAAUUCGGGGAGGCAAAUGCGCUCUAAUGCAAAUUUUUUCAAUUUUCAUGCAUUUUGAGCCAAUUUUUCGCAUUUUUUGCUCCAAAAAUUCAAAUUCGGAGAGGCAAAUGCGCUCCAAUGAGAAAAAUGUGAUUUUUAGCUCGAAAUACACCAAAAACCCUGCAUUUUUGAAUGAAAAUUUGAAAUCGGAGAGGCAAAUGCGCUCCAAUGAGAAAAAUAUCGAUUUUUCUUGAUUUCUAGCUCAAAAUCCAUCAUUUUUCAUUAAAAAUCGAAUAAUUUUUCAAAUUCGGAGCUUCAAAUGCGCUCUAAUGCAAAAUUUCCAAUUUUACCCUAAAAUCAUGCAUUUUGAGCCAAAUUUUCCCAUUUUUUGCUCCAAAAAUUCAAAUUCGGAGCUUCAAAUGCGCUCCAAUGCAAAAUAUAUUCCAGAUGCUUCCCACAUCUUCAACUUCUUCAAAUUUAACAAGUCCUCAAAGAAUUCCACAAAGUCCACAACAAUAUUUACAACAGGUUGGUGUUUUUUGGCUGAAAAUCGUGCUGAAAAUGAGAUUUUUGAGCAAAAAUACGCUGAAAAUCGUGUUUUUUGGCUCAAAAUUACCCGUUUUCGAACAAUUUUUGAACUCGGAGAGUCAAAUGCGCUCUAAUGAGAAAAUAUCGCAUUUUUUGCAGUCACCAAUGGGUUUUCAACAAUCACCGGUUCAAUAUACUCAACAGCAGCAAAAUAUGUAUCAACAACAGCAGAAUUUGAUGAGACAGGUGAGAUUUUUGGGCGCCACGUGGAAUUUGGAGCAUUUUGAGCCCAAACAUGACUAGUUUUGGAUGGAAAUGGGGAUUUUGGAGCAUUUUGAGCCCAAACACCUUCAUGUUUGGGCUCAAAAUGCUCAGAAAUCCACGUGGAAGUCAGAUUUUCUACUUCCAGCUCAAAAUUUGGAGCAUUUUGAGCCCAAACACCCAAAUUCAAGCUCAAAUUGAAAAUAUUUCAAAUCCACGUGGUUUUUAGAGCAUUUAGAGCCCAAAUACCCUCAUAUUUGGGCUCAAAAUGCUCAGAAAACCACGUGGAUUUCAGAUUUUCCACUUCCAGCUCAAAAUCUGAAAAUUUCCAGCAGCAAAAUCAGCCGCAACAAUACCCAACUUCUUGGAUGGAACAACAACGCCAACAAGAUUUCGCCACAGCUCAACAAUUUCAGCUCCAACGUCAAAUGCAACAGCAGCAAUUUCAGCAACAGCAACAAUUCCAGCCCCAAAAUCUUCCGCAAAAUAAUUUCCAAUAUGGUCCGCCGGGUUUCAAUGGUCCUCGAUAG